GAAGGACUCGCUUGUUCCCUACAAGACAUGACGACAUUUUCACCUGACAUCAGCCUCACACUCGGACGUCGGUGAUGCUGUCGGUCGCUGGACUUAUGCCCUGGUCGUCGGGAUAGGGACACGGCACCCCCAAAAAACUCCAUUGUCAACCAUGAAAAACUGCGAGUAUCAACAAAUCGACCCGCAGGCACUUCCGACUCAAACCCCUCCACCUCCACCUGCACCCCAUCUCCAAGAAGAGGAAGAAGAAGGAGAAAAGAGAGAGGAGCCGAAAAGACCGAGGAGAAAGUGGGAAGUUUUCCCCGGGAAGAACCGCUUCUACUGUGAUGGACGGAUUAUAGUGGCCCGGCAGGGUGGGGUCCUGCCCCUCACCCUGGGCCUUAUUCUCGUCACAUGUGGAUUAUUCUUUGUAUUUGACUGCCCCUUCCUGGUCAAACACCUGACAAGCUGCAUCCCAUUUAUUGGUGGUGGCUUGUUUAUAUUUGUGGUCAUCACCCUGCUCCAGACCAGCUUCACUGACCCGGGCAUCCUGCCCAGAGCAACACCAGAUGAGGCUGCAGAGAUCGAAAAACAGAUUGACACCACUGGAAACAGCAGCUAUCGGCCUCCACCGCGCACGAAGGAGGUCGUCAUCAACCAGCAGGUGGUGAAGCUUAAGUACUGCUUCACCUGCAAGAUGUUCCGACCUCCACGCACCUCCCACUGCAGCCUGUGUGACAACUGUGUGGAGCGAUUCGACCAUCAUUGCCCCUGGGUGGGAAACUGUGUGGGAAAACGCAACUACCGUUUCUUCUACACCUUCAUCGUGUCCCUGUCCUUCCUGACGGCGUUUAUCUUCGGCUGCGUGACCACACACCUCUCACUGAGGGCCCAAGGAGGAAAAGGCCUGGUGUUUGCUCUGCAAGAGAGUCCUUUCACUGCAGUGGAGCUGGUGAUAUGUUUCUUCUCAGUCUGGUCCAUCUUGGGCCUCUCAGGCUUCCAUACUUACCUUGUUGCUUCCAACCUCACCACUAAUGAAGACAUUAAAGGCUCCUGGUCAGGGAAGGGUGGAGAAGAUGUCACCAACCCAUACAGCCAUAAAAACAUCUUUAUCAACUGCUGUGCUGUGCUCUGUGGACCCAUGCCGCCCAGCUUGAUUGACAGACGAGGUUUCCUGCCCUCGGAUGAGUCUGUCCAGACGGCGAGUGUGGACAUCGAGCUGCCCACCCAGGCCACUAAAAGCGAGAUAAAUGUGUGCACACAGGGAACUAAAGGUCUGCUGGAGUCAGCCACACGCUCGCCGCUCAUCUCCACGUCCUGUCCUCAGGGGAAACCUCAGACAGCUCAUACCUGCCCGGACAUCAGCCCCGCACUAAACCCUGAUCCCUCACCUGAGGUCUCCACGAGUUGCGGGGCCCGUCGUACCACUCACAGAGAGAACUCUCUGCCACGUCACACCAAGACUCGGUCAAAGAAAAGCAAACGAGAAGCGUUGCAUAUUCCCAACCCGGUCUUUGAUGUCCCUGUUUCCCCUACCUCUCUGGACGCUGGCCCCAUCUCCAAAUCUGGGGACGACAAAGAUGCCAGCUUUACCCCUUUGCACUGACUUUGUUUGAAGCUUGCAUGCUGUAAAACAGUCAUGAUUCAAGUUGUUAGGACUCGUUUUUUUUUAAAUAUUAUUCAUUGGUUUUCUGAAACUGCUGGGUCUUGAUAUUGUGAAUGAGGAUGACAAUCACAAAGAUAAUGUAUGUGUGUGCUCAGUUUGAUGUGAAAAUAGAAUGGAUGGCGUUUAUUAUGCUGGAAAAGGAUGCAGCUGGAGACACUGGUACUGAUUGGGCCAUUUGUCUUUCUGAUGAUUUACAUGUAAAACAGGAAGUCUAGCAGCAUGCCAGAUACACUGAAUAUUGAAAAAAAAAAACAUUUGAUUGGAUGUAUCAAGGGAGCUGAGAAACUGUAUGGAUGAAAGUUGCUUCUAAAGGUAACGUCCAUCCCAAAUAUAUAGAACUCACAUGUGUUAUUUCUAUAACAUUGUGGGGGCUUCGUUUAUAGUGUGAUCCUGAGACCGUUUUUCUCCUAAAGCUGUACAGCACAGGGACAGUUUGUACUGAUGAUGUCAUAGUAAUACAGAUAGGCAGUGAAUAAUGGAAGACGUUAUAGCAUCCAUGGAGCUCUUUCCAGGAUAUGAGGGACAUUUUUCCAUUUAUACCUGAAAGCUUAUUCUCAUAUCAAAGUCCUUUGGUCGAAAAGACGGAUGACAAGCUACAGGAAAAGGCGUGUUGGUUUCCAUUUGUAGUCCAAGUAUAGUCAUGUCUUCAGCAAUCCCAGAACCAGCUAUCAUCUGACAACAAUAAAGCUUCUGAUUCAUCUGUAUUGACAAAUAUCUGCAAAUAAGUACAGAUGUAAGUCUGGCAAUUGUUGCUGCUUCACUAUAUCUCCAGUAUAUGGAAAAGAAAGUUGGGCUCCGGAUUUCUUCCAUCAUGCUGAUUAGAUUUCCAUCACUCAGAGACUGAAGUUUCUUUAAUCUGAAGAUUCACCUCAUUCAUUUAGGCCAGUGGCUCUCAACUGGUCUAGCCUCAGAACCCACCACCAGCUCCUUCAAUAAAAAUCGCAACACAAAUUUCAGAUAUUUUUCAACCAAUAAGAUUUGUUCAAUGAAAAAUUGGACAUCAGACAGUAAUACAACGAGACAGAACCAAGAAACAAAACAUACAUUUUGGAAAAGCGUUUCAUAGACUUUUUUUUUGACACAGUAUUUUUUUCCAGGCACACAUUAGCAACCCACUGAAAAUGGCUCUGCGACCCACUUUUGGGUCCUGACCCACCAGUUGAGAAACAUUGAUUUAGGCUCUCAUAUUAACAUUUUUACUGUCCCUAACAAAGGUGUAAGGGUCUAUAAGGUUUGCUAGUCAUGGUUGAUAGAUCAAUUCCAAAACUGUCACAAGAUGUUAUCGUCACAGCCUUCUGUGUUUAAUUAUCUUUGAUGUUCUUUCGUUGGGAAACACAUGUGAGUUCUGUUUCGGGUGGAGUUUCCCUUUAAUUGGGCGACCAGAGCACAGUAUUUUAAACAUGUAUCAGUUGCAUCAGUGUUCAGAUUUCUGUUCUUUAUUGUUGGCAGGGAAUGCGUCUGCAUGAUAAUGACUAUAGUGUAUAGUUUUUAUUUAUUUUCAUCCACUCUGUCACAGAUACACCUGAGAGGUGGAAAGGUGUGAUUUUGAUUCCUGAAUAAGUAUGUGUAACUAAGGUGAGGGAGUAAUGUCCAUUACCGUGCUGCUCCACUUCCUCUUGUGUUAAUAAUGUCACACAAUAGCUGUGUCUCAAUUCAGGGGUCGCAUCCUCUGAAGGACCCCAGCCUACAAAGGAUCCAGACUUCGUAGCCUGUGCAGACUGCUCUGGCUGAGACCGUCAGAGGAUUUGUCGUUCGCAUCACCAGCUGUUCGUUACUAAGCGCCGCCCCUGUUUUCUUGAAACCUCGACUGCUGCACCGGUUCCAGCUAACUUAACUAACGUUUGAAUUUCUAUACUGAUUAGAGCUCUCAAGAACUGCAGUCAAUGUUGUGCUUUGCCUCUGUGCAAUGCCUGUCAGCACCUGUGUGUCCAAUCGGACUCAAAGCUGUUCGUUUGCUCUUACUGACAUUGUUCCCUCUUUUCUAGAUCUUUGCUUGUGUUGUACUUACUCUCUGAUGUACGUCGCUUUGGAUAAAAGCAUCUGCUAAGUGAAUUGUAGAAUUGUACAAUGAAUUGUAGGAUAUGUUGAGCCAUGAUGCAGCUGAUGGAUCCUUUGUUGGCUGGGGAACGAAUUUGUUAAAAGGAGCCUUUUGAAUAGGACAGCCCCAUAGACUGUGUAUAAAACAUGGACAUACUCUCAGUGAUGUAACCUUUUGGUUUCUGAAGUAGAGAUGGCUGUCAACUUAAAUAAUGGAAAUGCUGUCUCAAAAUAUCUUUCGGUCAAUCUAGUAACAGUAGAGGUUUGGAGCUGAGGCGGGCCUUAAGCCCGUCAAUCAGAUCAGCCACGCCCCUUUUUAUGAAUGAUUCUUCGCCCUAAUAUCCUCAAAAUGGACGAGUUACAAGCCAGACUGUAAACAUGUUUAUUUCGGUCAUCUUUGAAAGGAUUUGUUUGUUUCUUAUUGGGCUCUUUCUGCUGGCCUCAAGUGGAUACUCGGGGAACUGCAAGUUUUUUUUCCAUUGGCUUCUUUUUUCAAAACUGGAGGUCGUUGCUUGGAAAGCCCUCAGUGUGCUGCUGUGACAUAAUAGGUCUUUAAAUUUUCCCUCCAGAGGAUGAGGCCCCUAAAUGGAGCCACAGCUAAUGAUUGAAUCUGUUAAACCUUGAAUUCCUGCUCUUCAGUUUGUAUCAACAUUAAUACCUGUUCUCACCUCUGUACUGUAGGACUGUUUUACUUUGCUCACUUUGACAGAUCCACUUACACGUUUGUAAAGGUGACUGUUGGUUUGUUCUCAGGUGGAAAGUCGUGGGUUUUUUGGUAUCCCAAAUGCAACUUUUAUGUGACAAGUAUUAUAUUAAAAACCACAUUUUAACCUGAUGGCAAUAGCUGCACGAAAAUGCAAUGAUCCAAAUAACCAUGCACACUUGUACACCCUCACUGUCAAUCAGUAGCUAACCUAACAAGAGUGUUACUAUUUGUGGAAAACUCACUUGUUGUGCAACAUUUUCUGUGUCAAAUGUCGUCCCAACACCUUCUGGAUGCUGGUAGGAAAGAAUGCAGGCGAUGCAUUUCUGAGGAGGAACAUGAUGUAUUGUAUUUGUAUGAAUCGUAAGGUUAUUUAAAGCCUAUACUCCUGUCAAAAUAAAGGAAAAGGAAAAUAAAAUUCA
This is a messenger RNA of Labrus mixtus (cuckoo wrasse), 4807 nucleotides long. RefSeq names its product zinc finger DHHC-type palmitoyltransferase 18b (gene zdhhc18b). Gene Ontology annotation, cellular component: endoplasmic reticulum; Golgi apparatus. Gene Ontology annotation, molecular function: protein-cysteine S-palmitoyltransferase activity. The transcript has 9 exons. Lineage: Eukaryota; Metazoa; Chordata; Actinopteri; Labriformes; Labridae. Gene Ontology annotation, biological process: peptidyl-L-cysteine S-palmitoylation; protein targeting to membrane. Bases 152 to 1585 code for a protein of 477 amino acids. The record is from RefSeq and is a predicted model, not a curated record.